Benincasa hispida (wax gourd) is the source of this 3067-nucleotide messenger RNA. It is a transcript of the gene DRP5A, whose product is annotated as Dynamin related protein 5A. Gene Ontology annotation, molecular function: GTP binding; microtubule binding; GTPase activity. The record is from RefSeq and is a predicted model, not a curated record. Gene Ontology annotation, cellular component: cytoplasm; microtubule; membrane. NCBI's taxonomy places the organism in Eukaryota, Viridiplantae, Streptophyta, Magnoliopsida, Cucurbitales, Cucurbitaceae.
CAAAUGCUAUGAAAAUAAUGGAAAAUAAUGAUGAAAAUUUGGUGAGGCCCAAACUAAAACCAAGCCCAGCUUCCACCAGAACGUUAAAAUGAAGUUCAAAUUCAAAUUCAUCUUCUUCAGUCCGCUCCCCUUUCUCCUUUUCUUCUUCUUCUUCUUCCUCACCACUCCAAUGGCUUCCUCCACUUCGUACUUCACUACGCCAACCAAAACCCCUUCAGAAAAGUCCACCAGGAAGGUUCAGAACUCCAGCCGUAUGGACGCGUCCGACUCCAGAUCCCGAUUCGAAGCCUACAAUCGUCUUCAGGCGGCGGCUGUUGCGUUUGGUGAGAAGCUUCCCAUUCCUGAGAUCGUUGCCUUGGGUGGUCAAUCCGAUGGAAAGAGCUCUCUCUUAGAAGCCCUACUUGGAUUCCGCUUCAAUGUCCGCGAAGUCGAAAUGGGGACACGCAGGCCCUUGAUCCUCCAAAUGGUCCACGAUCCGACUGCUCUCGAGCCCCGCUGCCGAUUUCAGGAGGAAGAUUCUGAAGAAUAUGGAAGUCCUGUUGUUUUAGCAUCUGCUAUUGCAGACGUUAUAAAGUCUCGAACUGAGGCACUGUUGAAGAAGACCAAAAGUGCAGUUUCUUCCAAGCCAAUUGUGAUGAGGGCAGAAUAUGCACAUUGCCCCAAUCUUACCAUUAUCGAUACCCCUGGCUUUGUACUUAAGGCAAGGAAGGGAGAGCCAGAGAACACUCCAGAAGAAAUUCUUUCAAUGGUGAAGUCCCUUGCAAGUCCUCCCCAUCGUAUCCUCUUGUUUCUUCAACAAAGUAGUGUAGAAUGGUGUUCAUCCUUGUGGCUGGAUUCUAUUCGUGAAAUUGAUCCAGCUUUCAGACGGACGAUAGUUGUUGUCUCCAAAUUUGAUAAUCGUCUGAAGGAAUUUGGUGACAGAUGGGAAGUGGAUAAAUAUUUGAGUGCCAGUGGUUACCUUGGAGAUAACACGCACCCAUUUUUUGUGGCCCUGCCAAAGGAUAGAAAUACUGUUUCUAAUGAUGAAUUUCGCCGACAAAUAUCUCAAGUGGAUUCUGAAGUUCUUCGUCAUCUACGUGAUGGUGUCAAGGGAGGGUUUGAUGAAGAGAAAUAUAGGUCUUACAUUGGUUUUGGCUGCCUCAGGGAAUAUUUAGAAUCUGAGCUUCAGAAGAGAUACAAGGAAGCGGCUCCAGCAACUUUGGCUUUGUUAGAGCAACGUUGUGUCGAAGUUUCAUCUGAACUAUGUAGAAUGGAGUCAAAAAUACAAGCUACUUCAGAUAUUGCACAUCUUAGGAGAUCUGCUAUGUUGUAUACAGCUUCUAUCAGCAAUCAUGUGAGCGCAUUGAUUGAAGGAGCUGCAGAUCCUGCCCCAGAGCAAUGGGGGAAAACUACUUCAGAGGAACAAUCAGGAAGUGGUAUUGGAAGUUGGCCUGGUGUUAUAUCAGAAGUCAAACCUGCCAACUCUAGCCUUCGGUUGUAUGGUGGUGCUGCUUUUGAAAGAGUGAUGUUUGAGUUUCGAUGUGCUGCUUACUCCAUCGAGUGCCCUUCAGUAUCAAGGGAGAAGGUAGCAAACAUAUUACUUGCUCAUGCUGGCAAACGUGGAGGCAGGGGAUUGACUGAGGCUGCUGCAGAGAUUGCUCGUGCUGCUGCACGAUCAUGGCUUGCUCCUCUUCUAGAUACUGCUUGUGAUCGUCUAGCUUUUGUAUUGGAAAAUCUUUUUGAUCUUGCUCUGGAAAGAAAUCGUGCCUAUGAAUCACAAAAUGGGAAGAAGCAUUGUAACAUGGAUGGCUACGUUGGUUUUCAUGCUGCUUUAAGGCAUGCGUACAAUCGUUUUCUGAAGGAUCUUGCUAAACAGUGCAAGCAACUACUUCGUCACCACCUCGAUUCUGUUACAAGCCCAUAUUCACUUGUCUGCUAUGAGAACGACUUUGAAGGAGGCUCUCUCUCAAAUGCAUCAUCCUUUCAGAAAUUCUAUCGGGUUUCUGCAGGUUUGUUCUCGUUUGAAUUGUCUGAUUGUGGAGGAGUAUCUCGCAAUGAAACAAUGAAGGAUCAGGAGAACAUACCUCCAGAAAAGAACAUACAGCAGAUAACACCAGGAAAAGGUACAGAAUGUAGAGAAGCCCUUCGAGAAUGCCAAAUGACCGUUCCUGAGACUCCAUCACCAGAACAACCUAAUGAUGUUGGGUAUGGAGUAAAGAAGGAACUUGGAAAUGGGAUUGAUAUUGGAGUUCGGAAAAGGGUUUCAAGAGUCAGAAAUUCUAGUCGGAUAGGUGGUCAAGAUGGUUGCGGAACUUUAUUCAGUAAUGGUGAUGGAAGUUCAAGAUGUAGCUCAGCUUACACAGAAAUUUGCUCAUCAGCAGCGCAACAUUUUGCUCGGAUUCGUGAAGUUCUCAUUGAGCGAAGUGUGAUGUCUACACUGAAUUCUGGAUUUUUAACACCGUGUCGAGAAAGACUUGUAGUGGCACUUUCUUUGGAAUUAUUUGCCGUGAAUGACGAGAAGUUCACAGACAUGUUCGUAGCUCCAGGUGCUAUCGAGGUACUUCAGAAUGAAAGACAGUCUCUCCAAAAGCGUCAAAAGACACUACAAACAUGUCUGAACGAGUUCAAAACUGUAGCUCAAUCACUUUGUUGAUAGUUCAAUGGAACUUCAAUUCCAACUGCUAUUCCUCAAUUUCACUUCCAAGUACCACAAUAUUUCCGUCCUUGGCGGCAUAACGCAAUGUAAGUGUAUCUUCAUCUUGAGAAGGCAAUCUCUCUAGAAGUGUCAGGAAUAUGGCAAGAAUGUUUGGAUGAUUUUAAAAGUGCAGGUCAAUCACUUUGUUGGCUCACUUUAUCUGCAUCAAUUCUAUAAACUCCCAGAGUUUUUUCGUAAUUGAAUUCUGCAUAUUGUGAGUGUAUUCUUUCCCUGUGUAAGCUCAUGUAGUUCUUCUCUAUUUACAUGUUAUGUAAAACAGAAGCUACUUUCCUAAUGUGAGCAUUGAAUUAUUGCAAUUGUUCUGUUAUCUUUUUAUUGUAUUAUAGAAGUCUAAAAGAGCAAAUAAGAUGGCUACCAAAUAUUGAAAACAAA